AUGGGCAUCAACUGGCUUCUCCUCAUCUCGCGGCAAGGCAAGGUCCGCCUCGCCAAGUGGUUCACCACCCUCGGGCCAAAGGCAAAGGCCAAGAUCACAAAGGAUGUCACGCAGCUCGUGCUUGCGCGCCGGACGCGCAUGUGCAAUUUCUUGGAGUACAAGGAGACGAAGGUGGUCUACCGGCGAUAUGCGUCGCUCUUCUUCGUCACAGGCAUCGCGGGCGGCGAUAACGAGCUCGUGACGCUCGAGAUGAUCCACCGCUACGUCGAGGUGCUGGACCGGUACUUUGGCAACGUCUGCGAGCUGGACCUCAUCUUCAACUUUCAGAAGGCCUACUCUAUCCUCGACGAGCUCAUCAUCUCCGGCGAGAUGCAAGAGAGUUCCAAGAAGAGCGUGCUGCGCGUCGUGAGCCAGAGCGAUGCGAUCGAGGAGGCGGAGAACUCCGAGGACUCAUUGGCGAGAAUCGGCAGCCGCUCGGGCUAG
Molecule: messenger RNA, 483 nt
Organism: Tilletiopsis washingtonensis
Lineage: Eukaryota; Fungi; Basidiomycota; Exobasidiomycetes; Entylomatales
Product: putative APS1-AP-1 complex subunit
Exons: 7
Coding region: 1-483 (160 amino acids)
Biological process (GO): protein transport; vesicle-mediated transport
Cellular component (GO): AP-1 adaptor complex; intracellular membrane-bounded organelle
Molecular function (GO): clathrin-cargo adaptor activity
Source: RefSeq, a predicted model, not a curated record